Molecule: messenger RNA, 627 nt
Organism: Ectocarpus siliculosus
Lineage: Eukaryota; Phaeophyceae; Ectocarpales; Ectocarpaceae
Source: the annotation of a GenBank genome assembly
AUGGGACCCGGCGACUUCUUUUGCGAGGGCGGAGUCGUUUCGGCACAGCCCCGGGGAGAAUCCGUGCGCGCGGUAAUACCUGUCAAGGUUAUUAAUGUCAGCCUGGCCAGCUGCCGCCGGAUGAUCGACGCGCCUGGAAAGGUGUCUUCCAGCCUUCGUCGGGUGGCUCUCAGUCGGGCGCUGUUCAGGGCGAAGAACGUCGUUCGCGCGGUCCACUCCGUCACGAAGAGGCUUCUGGGCCCUGGGGAGGCGGUGUUUCGUCAGGGGGAUCGGGGUUCGUCGCUGUUCACGGUGGAGGAAGGGGAGCUCAACGUCGUCAAGGAGCACUCGGGCGUCCACCGCACGGUGGUUCGACUGUCGCCAGGCAGUUCCGGCACGGCGUGUACAAGAUGCUCACAUAGCUUGGGAGCGAGGCGACCUUUUCGGACAAGGAGCUGCGGCAGGUCUUCGGCCGAGACGGCCAAGUCGGGCACGCUGAGCCUCGCCGAGCUCAAGGCGGCGCUCCUCAGGGCGGACCCCCUCCUGCACGAGUCCGCCGUGGAGGAGAUCAUGACGAUGCUCGACCUCAACGCCGUCGGCAGCGUGUCUUUCCAGGAGUUCUUGAAGAUCAUCCGAUGGGACCCGUAA